AUGGCAUGUGAGGUGUUGUUAAAUUUCAGUGAAAUGUUUGGUUACACUAGCCAUCUAGGAUGGGAGGCUGCAUAGGCAUAACGAGGGCAAGAAAUGCCUCCGUCGACAACACUACAGGAAAUUCCACGAGAGUAAAUUCAGGAAAUUCAAGGAAGAAUCAUCCAUUAUGCCAUGAGGCAAUUAGGUGGAAAUCAGAUGUACCUUUGACAGAAGGACAGCUAAGAAGUAAAAGAGAUGAAUUUUGGGAUACUGCACCUGCAUUUGAUGGACGUAAAGAAAUAUGGGAUGCAUUAAGAGCUGGGGCAACGGCAGCAGAGGCCCAGGAUUAUCAAUUAGCACAGGCUAUAUUAGAUGGAGCUAAUAUUUCUGUGCCAAAUGGUUUUUUAACAGAAUGUUAUGAUGAAUUGGGAACCAGAUAUCAAGUCCCUAUUUAUUGUUUAUCAUAUCCUAUUAAUAUUGUAAAAGAAGAUAGUGGAAGAGAUUCUCCUGCUGACUGUUCAGAACCUAUUGAUAGUGGAGUUGAGCAGACAUUGAAGCUGAGAUUAUCAACUACAUUAGGAGAAGUUAAAUUGCCUGUUUACAGUAAGGACACUAUAGCUACUGCUAAAAAGAAAUUGCAGAGUCAGGAAGGUCUUGAACCAUCUCGUCAAAGGUGGUUUUUUGGUGGAAAGUUAUUAGGUGAUAAAAUGCAUAUAGAAGAAGCAAAGAUACAACCAGGUUAUGUAAUACAAGUAAUUGUAAAUCCAGAAAAAUUGGAUGACAGUCCUGUGAAAACAAGUUGAGCUAAUAUUAUACAAGAUAUACAAGUCAUAUUGAACCAUCUUUCUCUGAUAAGCACAUUCUUACCUACAUUCAAAGUAAGAAUAUAUUUCUUUUUUAAUUUUAUAUUGUGUCAUUAUUAAGAUCAAAGCAGCAAUUCUUGAAGUGAUUUUUUAUAAUAAAAUGCACUUAAAACAUAAUUCUCGUAAUAUAUAAUUGUUAUAAGUAUUAAAUAAUAUUGCGUUUAAAUUGUGGGUUGUGAUUAUUUAAUUUUUAUUAAUUUAUAUACUAGCUCAAAAGAAAAAUACAGUGCUAAAUAUAUGCCGAAAUAAUCUCUUAAAGAGUCCUUAUUAACAUUGGUUUAAAGUUACAUAUACAAAAAGAAGUAUAAACACGAUUGGUAAUUAAUAACAUUUACCUCAUAGCAGGAAUGUUGUUAUACUAAUUUGUUACUACCAACGAAGGUGCUGGUGCUGUAACACUUGGGAAACUAAGUAUACAUGUAGAAAAUUAUUCUAUGCUGCUUAUUAAACCAUGUUGCAUAAUUAUAUGAUAUAAGAAUAAAAACAUACACUUUAAAAAAAGAUUAUAAUAAUAACAAUAAUAAUAAUAAGAAAAUUACGGAAAUAUUGAUGAAUAUAAAAAUACAAUGGACAAUAGUGAAAAAAUGAACAAGGUAUAUGCUGAUUAUUAAAUUGCAUUCUUUUGUUGUAUUUCUUACAGAUUUUAUUUUCUAGGCUUUUUGGAUUUAUAAUUAAUAACUAUAAUUUUUCUAAGGAUAAAUCAAUAGAAAAGAUUAUUAACAACCUUUGUUGCAUAAUGUGUGAAAUAUACAGUUCAAUGAUGUUUUUCUUUUGAUCGAAUUCAUUAAAUUUUUGUAAUUGUAUUGUGAAUGUUUAUAAGACAUAAGUUUGAAUUAUUUCACAAAAGUACAUGUUUGGCCUAUUAAUGGCCUAAAAUCUUCGAUUCCUUCCUAUAAGUACUAAUAAGAUAUUAUAUAAGGUCUACAUAGCUGAAUAAUGCACGAGAAAAGAUGUAAGACUAAUAAUUAAAUUACAUGUGGUGCAGAACGUAUAAUUUUUAUACAAUUUUAUCAGCACAAUCACUUUCACAUCUGUGUUAUACGUGCUUAUGAUAAAAUGAUCAACACAGUAAAAUCAAUAUUGCUAGUUCAAUUUUAAUAGCACCUAAUUCUUACUUCUGCCCCACAUGUUACACAGAAAGCAAAAAUGAUAUAAAGUAUAAUUAUAAAAAAUGACAUAUUAUGCGUGUGAAUUUAUUGACUGUACUAACACAGCAGUGAUAAAGUUUGUUUUUCAUAUGCAUUGAUCAUAAAAUUAUAAUAUAUAGUAUUGCGUGUGCGUGUAUGUAUAAUACGUAAUAUAUUAAAUAUGUAUGUAUACAGGUACAUAUGUUGGUUCCACUAUUCUCAAUUUGAGUGUCAAAGCAAACAUAUUUAAUCUUAUAAGUAACUUAUUUAUAAAUUGGGUAAUUGCAUACAAGUUAUAAUGACAAAAAAAUGACUGGAAGCAAUCAUUAAAAGAUAUGAACAUACAUAAGUGUAUAAAACCCUGUUCAUAUAAAAAAAAAAAGAAAUCUUGUGUUAACUAUGCAUUUCCUUGAUAUAUUAUAAAAAUUAGUGCAAAUAAAGGGAGCACUUGUUUUAAAUUUAAGAGUUUCCGAUAGAUCAGUCUUUUAUUUACAUGUUAAUUAAUUGUGUUCAAGGACUAACAUUUCUUUAUACAAAGAAAUAAAACUUGUAAAAUAAUCUGUAAUGAUGCAAUGAAGGAAUUCUUGUUUGAUCCAACAUGUGAUUUCUUUGAUAAAGCAGUAACAUUGUCUAAAGUAUUAUUUUAAAUGAUCUUUAGCCUAAGCACAAAUGACCGAUAGUUAACAAUAGACUAAAGUAUAGGCUGGUUAGCUUAUGUGAUUGAUUAAAACCCUAUCUCCAAUGUAUAAAAUGGAAUGUGUUCCAUUUGUUCUAUUGGUUAUGUGCAAUUAGGCUUUAGUUCAUAACUACGAAAAUGGGAAUGGUAAUAUCGCAUUUAUAGAGAGACAUUCGUUACCAGGAACUAAAGACAUAAGAUUCUCAAUGAAACAAUAAAUUCUAUCAGACUGAUAUUAGUUUUGCAAUCUAAGAUUUGAGUUAUUUGCAAUAUAUUGCAAGAGACUGCAUUUUAAGUUCAUUUUGAUUAAUAUUCAAAUAAUACAGGAAGAUUAUUUUUUGUAUAGUAUCAAUUAAACUAUAUUUUUCACACAUGUUCAUAUAAAGAUUUUAAUAUAAAUGUUGCGUUUUUUAAGUGAUAUAAUUUGUAUUUGUAUGAAUGAUAAUAUACAUUUUCCGUUAAUACUCAUGUCUGUAUAAUAUUAAACAGAAAUAUGUGAUGCGGCGCAAUUGUCAUAUAAUAAAUGAAAAUAUGACGAGUGUAAAUAAAAAGCGUUAUAAUAACGAAAGUGCAA
Messenger RNA from Bombus pascuorum, 3219 nucleotides. RefSeq names its product ubiquitin domain-containing protein 1. The record is from RefSeq and is a predicted model, not a curated record. Bases 60 to 782 code for a protein of 240 amino acids. The transcript has 4 exons. Lineage: Eukaryota; Metazoa; Arthropoda; Insecta; Hymenoptera; Apidae. Gene Ontology annotation, molecular function: protein binding.